UUUUUAGAAAUCAGUAGCCAUUUUUCCUUCAUUUUUUUCUUCAAUUUCACAAAUUAUCCAUGUUUUUCUUCAAUUUUCAAGCUAAUUCAACAACCCCAUCUUCAUCAAAUUGCAAAAAGAUCUCAAAAAUGUGAAAAAGGUUGAAUCUUUCCUCCAUUUCUGUAAAAAAAAUCUCAUUUUUUGACCCCCAAAACAAAUUUGAGAUGAAUUCACCAUAUGGGGUUUUCCCAGAUGAGGUAAUUCUUCAGAUUCUUGCUAGAUUGCCUGUUAAAUCAGUUUUUAAGACAAAAGUUGUGUGUAAAGUUUGGUAUAAAUUGAUAUCUGAUAAAUAUUUCACAAAUCUUUAUAAUGAACUGUCAGUUAAGAAUCCUAUGGUGCUUGUUCAGGUUAGUGAACCUUCAUCAGAAUCAAGAUCUAGUUUGAUUUGUAUUGAUAAUUUAAAAGGGGUUUCUGAAUUUUCAUUGGAUUUUGUAAAAGAUAGGGUUAAAGUUAGAGCUUGUUGUAAUGGUUUGUUAUGUUUGUCUAGUAUACCUGAUAAGGGUGUUUAUUAUGUUUGUAAUCCAUUGACUAGAGAAUAUAAAUUGCUUCCUAAAAGUAGGGAAAGACCUAUUACAAGGUUUCAUCCUGAUGGUGAAGCUAGUCUUGUUGGUUUGGGUUGUGAUUUGAUGAAACAAAAGUAUAAUGUGGUUUUAGCUGGUUAUCAUAGGUCGUUUGGUCAUCGUCCUGAGAGGACGUUUAUAUGUAUGGUUUAUGAUUCAGAGUUGAACAAAUGGAGGAAGUUUGUGUCGUUGCAGGAUGAUCAGUUCACGCAUAUGAAUAAGAAUCAAGUUGUGUUUAUUAAUGGUGGACUGCAUUGGUUGACGGAUAGUUGUUCGUGUAUGCUUGUUCUUGAUUUGGGUACUGAUGUUUGGAGGAAAAUUCAGUUGCCUCAUGAAAUUAGUUGUGGAGUUAGGAGUCGGGUUUAUUUGUUGGAAUUGGAUGGGAGAUUGUCUGUUAUUCAGAUAUAUGAGGCUUGGAUGGUUAUUUGGGUAAUGGAGGAUUACGAGAAGGAAGAAUGGCGAAUGGUUGACAAAGUUAGCCUUCGAUGCAUUAGAGGGAUGGUACCGGGCAUUUUCCCAAUAAGUCAAAAUGACAACUAUGUUUACCUUGCUACACAUAAGCAGGUUUUGGUAUAUCAACGAAACAGCCGUGUGUGGAAGGAGAUGUUCUCGGUAAAGGACAGCUCAACCUUGCCUUUAUGGUUUUCAGCACAUGCCUUUAGAAGCACUCUCUUUUCAUGCCAUUGAUCCGAGGGUCGUGUACAUCUUUCUAUUCAACUUGUGUACAUAAUGCUAUCGUUAGUCUUAAUUCCUAUCUCUUU
Messenger RNA from Solanum verrucosum, 1360 nucleotides. RefSeq names its product F-box protein At5g49610. Lineage: Eukaryota; Viridiplantae; Streptophyta; Magnoliopsida; Solanales; Solanaceae. The record is from RefSeq and is a predicted model, not a curated record. Bases 204 to 1286 code for a protein of 360 amino acids. Gene Ontology annotation, molecular function: protein binding. The transcript has a single exon.